This is a messenger RNA of Exophiala bonariae, 909 nucleotides long. RefSeq lists its product as uncharacterized. The coding region runs from base 1 to 909 and encodes 302 amino acids. The record is from RefSeq and is a predicted model, not a curated record. The transcript has 2 exons. NCBI's taxonomy places the organism in Eukaryota, Fungi, Ascomycota, Eurotiomycetes, Chaetothyriales, Herpotrichiellaceae.
AUGGACUGGCAGUCUCCUUCCUGGUCUACUCUCACGGCAUCACAGUCGAAUCUCGUCCAAAAGUCCAAGAAACCUGGAAACAAGGGAGUGACAACGAUGGCCAAACCAACCAUUGUCGGUGUGCAUGGCGCCUGGCACUCAGCAGCACACUUCCUGCCGCUGAAAGAGAAUCUGGCCCAGUAUGGCUAUAAAUUCAUCGCCGUGCUCCUGCCCUCUAUGCACUACGCGGAGCUAAAGUGUCCGCCGCCUAUCCACAUUAAGGAGGACGUCGAGGCAAUUCAGACAGCUAUACUCACCGAGCUCAACGACUACCCAGCGACGGAUGUCGUGGUGCUCACGCAUUCAUAUGGUGGCAUGCCAGGCUCGGCUGCGGUCGAAAAUCUCGACAAGAACUCUCGUAAGGCUGCCGGGUUCUCAAACGGGAUUUCCGCUCUCCUAGCUAUAUCUAGCCUCCUCGUCAACGAAGGAAUUUCCGGAUUCGACUUGGGAAAUAAGACCGUUCCACCUACUAUUAUCUUGUCAAAGAUUCCCUCUCCAGUAGACAAUAAUAUGGACAUUGAAAUUUCGAUGCCGAACCCAGAGCCUGGGCCUACAACGACAUUCUACCACGAUUUACCCCAGAAGGAUGCCGAACAUUAUGCGUCAUUACUCGUCCCGCACGUUUGGACCGUCUAUUGUACGCCCGUUCCAUUCGCUGGCUUCAAGGUCGUCCCAACAUAUUAUUUACUUACUGAGGAUGAUAAGUCUUUGCCUCCCGAGUGGCAGCGGUUGAUUAUUAAGAUGGCGGACGAAGUCACACUCCAUGGAAAGAUCGUAGUCGACACCAUUCAUGCUAGUCACAGUCCUUUUUUGAGUAAGGUUGACGAGACGGCCACUUGGAUCAGAAGAAGUCUUGGGGAGAAAUUCUGA